Molecule: messenger RNA, 3504 nt
Organism: Daldinia caldariorum
Lineage: Eukaryota; Fungi; Ascomycota; Sordariomycetes; Xylariales; Hypoxylaceae
Exons: 2
Coding region: 246-3476 (1076 amino acids)
Biological process (GO): ribosome-associated ubiquitin-dependent protein catabolic process; rescue of stalled cytosolic ribosome
Cellular component (GO): RQC complex
Molecular function (GO): tRNA binding; ribosomal large subunit binding
Source: RefSeq, a predicted model, not a curated record
AAUUGCUAACAUAUUACUUAUUACAAGGUGCAAGCAAUAACGGUUUCUCGCCGUUAUCAAUUAGUCAUUAUCCAAAACUCCUUCUUUAACGUCGCCUAGUUGCCCCGCGUCUUUUAACAUCUUCAAAGUACUUGGUAGCUCUUUUUUGCGACCAGACGUCAGGCGCCUAUAUGAAGUGAAUUUACGUCGGCAGCCCUGUUUAUAGGUUAUUGGAGACUAUUAGACUUGCAAGACGAACAGGGAAAAUGAAACAGAGAUUUUCCUCAUUAGAUGUCAAGGCCAUCUCUCACGAACUAUCCAAAAGCCUUGUAUCGCUUCGGGUCUAUAACAUCUAUGACCUAUCUUCCAAAAUCCUGCUCUUCAAGCUUGCAAAACCCGGAGUCAAGAAGCAACUCCUUCUAGAUUCCGGCUUCCGAUGCCAUCUUACCGAGUUUGCGCGAACAGCUGCUCCUCGUCCCUCCGUUUUUGUCCAGAAGCUGCGCAAAGUCUUGAAUACCCGACGAAUCACAUCCGUAUCGCAAAUCGGUACCGAUCGCAUUAUCGAGUUUCAGUUUAGUGAUGGUCAAUAUAGACUAUACCUAGAGUUCUUUGCCGGUGGUAACGUUAUCUUGACCGACAGUGAUCUCAAGAUUUUGACCUUAUUACGAAAUGUUCCCGAGGGAGAAGGUCAGGAGCCCCAACGUGUAGGCCUCACGUAUUCCCUAGAAAAUAGGCAGAACUAUGGCGGAGUGCCGGCCCUGACAAAGGAGCGUGUACGAACCGCGCUCCAGACUACUGUACAAAAGGCUACUGCCUCAAGUGCCGCGGGCAAGAAAAUAAAGAGGAAACCAGGUGAUGAGUUGAGAAGAGGGCUUGCUACAACCAUCACAGAACUACCUCCGAUAUUAGUUGACCAUGCGAUGAAGGUUACGGGGUUCGAUUCAAGCUUGCAGCCAUCUACGAUAUUGGAAAGUGAAGAUCUCCUCAAUGAAUUAGUACGGUCGCUUGAAGAAGCCCUUAAGAUCGUCCACGAGGUGACUAGUUCCGACACCUGUAAAGGUUAUAUCUUAGCCAAGACGAAAUCCGACGUUGAUAAUAAGUCAUCGGGAGAAGCAGAUGAAGGCCAGCAGCAAAAAGGAGGCUUAAUAUACGACGAUUUCCACCCCUUUCUACCUCGCCAGUUUGCAGAUAAUCCAGCAUAUACAGCACUUACUUUCGAAAAUUUCAACAUGAUGGUAGACGAGUUCUUCUCUUCAGUAGAGGGACAGAAGCUAGCGUCAAAGUUGUCUGAGAGAGAAGCUGCCGCUAAGCGCAAACUGGAUGCUACCAAAGCCGAUCAUGACAAGAGGAUCGAGGGCCUUCAAGCCGUUCAGCAACUCAAUGUUCGGAAAGCUAGCGCAAUCGAAGCCAAUGUCGAGAGAGUCCAAGAAGCUAUGGAUGCAGUAAAUGGCCUAAUACAACAAGGAAUGGACUGGGAAGACAUUGGUAAACUCGUCGAUAGGGAACGUAAACGGGGUAACCCUGUAGCUUCCAUCAUCGUACCUCCUCUCAAGCUACACGAAAAUACUAUUACCAUACUUCUUGGUGAGGCCGAGGAAGAGGAAGAAGAGGAUGAGGAUUAUGGUGCAUCCGACACUGACUCGGUAAGUUCGGAUGAUAGUGGUUACGCUGGUACAGAGGCAUCUGCGCGAAAGGUCCAAGAAAGCCGGUUGACAGUUGAUAUCAACCUCGGUCUCUCUCCUUUCGCCAAUGCGAGAGAAUAUUACGGCGAAAAGAAGAAUGCUGCUGUGAAGGAGCAGAAAACAAUACUACAGUCAGAGACUGCGUUGAAAAGUGCGGAGCAAAAGAUUGCUGCAGAAUUGAAGAAAGGAUUGAAGCAGGAAAAACCAAUCCUACAACCUAUUCGAAAGCAGUUCUGGUUCGAGAAAUUCAUCUGGUUUAUCUCGUCCGACGGUUACCUUGUUCUCGGUGGCAAAGACGCCCAGCAAAACGAGAUGCUUUAUAGACGCUAUUUGAAAAAAGGCGACAUCUAUGUGCAUGCAGAUCUCCACGGCGCGCCAAGUGUAAUAAUAAAAAACAGCCCAAGCACACCUGAUGCUCCCAUACCACCCUCGACUCUGUCACAGGCUGGGACAUUGGCAGUUUGUGCCUCAUCCGCCUGGGACCAGAAGGCUGGUAUGGGUGCAUGGUGGGUGAAUGCGGAUCAAGUGUCAAAGUCGGCGCCAACCGGCGAAUUUCUUACUACUGGCAGUUUUAUGGUACGAGGGAAGAAGAAUUUCUUACCUCCUGCACAGCUGAUAUUGGGCCUGGGCUUGAUGUAUAAGAUCAGCGAAGAAAGCAAAGCUAGGCAUGUUAAGCAUCGUCUUUACGAUCUCCCUGAAAAUCUGCCGAACAAGCAAAGUUCAGACGCUACCAGUAGUAAAGCUGUGGCUGGCUCCUCGGAAGAACCGAGCGCGGAACAUGACGAGAGCGAUUCAGAAGACAGUGCUAUAGAUAUUCAAGAGGAGGCGGAGAGAAGAGAAAAUCCCCUCCAACCUUCAAACCAAAAUGACGACGAACAAGAGUCUCCGGAGCAGACUGAAGAAAGCCCACCUAUUCAAGGAAUGAGUAAUUUGACAGUCUCUGAGGUGCCCGAUGCUGCUCUUACGAUUGAUCGUCAGGAAGGCGAAGCUAGUGGUAGAGAGGGAGAUGAUCCAGUUGAGAUGGUAACUGAAGCUGAUUCUGCACCUUUGACGACGGGAGAUAGUUCGCCUCCCGAAACGUCUCGCAAGCCCACACCACAACCUCAAAAGAAAAACCAGCAGCCUAAGCGAGGCCAAAGGAGUAAAGCUAAGAAGGCCGCCAAAUACAAAGACCAGGAUGAAGAAGAUCGUGCUGCGAUUGAAGCCUUAAUAGGCGCAGCGGCGGGGAAGCAGAAGGCGGAGGCAGAAGCAAAAGCAAAAGCUGAACGCGAAGCCCAACGAGCGGCUGCGCUCGAACGACGCCGGGCACAGCACCAGCGCCAACAGCGAGAGACAGCUGAGCAUGAGGAAGUCCGCAAGAUGAUGCUCCAAGAGGGUAUUGAGACCCUUGAUGUCGAGGAGGCGGCUAACCUCACUCCUCUAGACGCGCUUGUCGGAACCCCGCUUCCUGGCGAUGAGAUUCUUGAGGUCAUUCCCGUGUGCGCACCAUAUAGCGCGCUCGGUCGCUGCAAGUACAAGGUCAAGAUGCAACCGGGCGCACAGAAAAAAGGAAAGGCUGUGAAAGAAAUACUGGAGGCGUGGAAAGCGGCUUCGACUAAAAAGGGUGUCGUUGACGAGAAGAGCGAAGACAAGGAGAAGAUGUGGCCCCGGGAGGUAGAGCUCUUCAAGGCUCUCAAACCUGAAGAGGUUGUAAAUAUUGUGCCUGUUGGGAAAGUGAGGGUCAUGCUUAGCGGAGGUGCUGGCGGGAGCGGAGGAGAUGCCAAGGGGAAAGGUGGAAAUAAGGGUGGUAACGCAAACCGCGGCAAGAAGCGAUAGGGACGCUAUCCUAUGGGUAAAUGAUGUA